AUGGAACGUAUUUUAGAAGAAAUAAAAAGCAACUUAGACAGUGCAAAAAAAAGAAACAUAAGAAUAGAAGGAAAGCUAGAUUAUCUUGAAAAAGACUUAAUAGAAAUCAAAAGCGAAAAUCAAGAGAUUAAAAUUGAAAAUAAACAUCUUAGGUUCGAUCUAAAUGAACAAGAAGGAAGAAUUAUAGAACUAGAAAGGAAAACUAGGAAAAAUAAGGUAAUAAUUUUUGGAAUUGAGGAAACUGAUAAGGAGGAUAUGUUAGUUAUAAAAAAUAUAACGAAAGAAGUGAUGGUGAAACUCGCAGUGGAACUCAAUGAAAAAGAGGACAUAGCUGAAUAG
Psylliodes chrysocephalus is the source of this 339-nucleotide messenger RNA. Lineage: Eukaryota; Metazoa; Arthropoda; Insecta; Coleoptera; Chrysomelidae. The record is from the annotation of a GenBank genome assembly.